AAUCUCGUCAUUGGCCGUAGAGCGCUCGCCAUCCGCACCGUGUUUUUUGUGCUCGCGGCGUGCUCCCUCGGGCCCGCUUCGGCAGAUGGUCUCCGGCGGGUAGGCAAAACGGAAGCUGCACGCAGGUACCAUCGAGAUGCGCAUGAUACAGACAGCAAGCAGCAAGGCACCGUCGCCAAAUGAAUUCGGCUGCGCUAAAAUGUCAAGCAAGCUCGGAUGUUGAGCAGUAAGAUGGCGCUCGGAAAGUGGACUCCCUUUGUUCCUCUUUUUAUAACAACAGCGCUCUUUGCCCUCACCUCCCCACUCUUUCUCUCUUUCGUCUCCUCGUCUCCCCUUUGAAGCUCAUCGCCAGCAUGGCCGUAGAAACAAUUUCGGCGACACAGCCGCCCGCGGAUGUCAACUUUGCAAGCCAACCGGCUCCCUUGCGCAACAUCUUCACCAACGGCCGAGCUGCGUAUCAGCGUACGAUCACGCUCAGCCAAUCAGAUGGUCCAGAGAAAAUCUUGACCGAUGCCUUUCCUGGCGUCCUCGACGCAUCGCCCGACGCCACGUUGGACGCUUUCCUAUCGGAGGCGUCUAGCUUGGCUGCUCAGCCGGCGCAUCGCACGGCGAAGGCCGACGAGUCGGCCCUGCGAACGCUCCUGACGAGCUCGGGUGGCGCCUUGCACUUCCGCAACACGCCACUCCGCACAGCAGAUGACUUCUCUGCGUUCAUCCACACGCUGGCAGAGGGAGCAGGCUGGGUGCCGCACCAAGACAAAGGAUUGAUGGUUCUCCGUCGUCCGCACGCCAAGAAUGUCGCCUCGGCUAAUGAAGGUCCUUCUCACUUGGCGAUUGGCUCUCACAACGAAUACGGCCUAUCGUCCCACCACCCAUCCUUCAUCGCCUUUUUUUGUCUCUCUGCUCCCGAAAAGCGAGGCGAGACACCGAUCGCAUCAAGCUUCAAGCUGUACCAACGCUUUGCCGAGGAACAAACCGACUACCUCGCGACGAUCGAAAAACAAGGGAUCGCAUACACCAUUACUCAUCCGCGCGCGAGAGUGGCCAACUCCUUGGGUGGCAAUGGCGUCUUUGAACCAAGCGCCUUUGGUCCUCAGACCCAACAACAAGACGUGACCGAAGAGCAGCUUCGGUCCAUUGUGGAAGACAACGUCAGGUCGCUCGCUGAGGAAGGCGGCUGGCAACCUAAUGCCACUGCCACAGAAAACACUUGGAAGCAACGAGGCUAUUCCUCUCACUGGCUCCCCGACGGCUCCUGCAUGGUCGUUCAGCGCGUCCCCGGCGUCCGUCAGCACCCGGUGUUUCACCUGCCGAGCUACUUUACCAAUGUGCACUCGCGCACGCUCCACGCGGACACCCAUCGUACAUCAAAGCCGUGGUCGAUGAGCCUGGACACGUGGCUGAAGCAGCAGCUGGCGUCGCCCUCGGAGCAGCCACACAACCUGCCACCGUACUAUGUAGGACCGCACGGCGACGACCUGCCCUUUCCGCUCAAGUGGAUUGAUAGCAUCCGGAAGAUCACGACCGAAGAGCAGGUCGACGUGCCAUGGCAGCAGGGCGACGUGCUCCUGCUCGACAACCUGGCCGUACAGCACGGCCGUCGAACGUGGGAAGGCGAUCGCAGACUUCUGGCGAGCCUGUGGGAUGUGCAGAAGUAGCAUCGUAGUACGGUUCCCUCUGGUAAGCGUGGCUGGCACUUGUCUUCUGCUGCAGUCUCUCUUUUCCGCUCUCCAACUUGCUUGCUCCUCUUUCAGCUCUAGACCAUGCGCUCUCCCUUUACUGUUUGUACAUGCUUCCCACGUAGCCCCUAUAUGUGACGCCAGCAACCGCGCCGCGACUUUCUUUCCUCUCUCUGGCUUCCUUAUGUUCCCGAUUAUCGUCACUUGUGCUGCUGCUGCUGCUGCUGCGGCAAUUGUUUCUACUGCUCUGAAUCCCACUGCUGCGCCAUCGUCGUCGUCCCUGUCGAACCUGCGGGAGAGGUCAAAGACGCUGGAAAAACACCUCAUAGGCAAGGUCUAAG
This is a messenger RNA of Acaromyces ingoldii, 2020 nucleotides long. RefSeq names its product Clavaminate synthase-like protein. The record is from RefSeq and is a predicted model, not a curated record. Gene Ontology annotation, molecular function: oxidoreductase activity. The transcript is spliced from 2 exons. The coding region runs from base 354 to 1658 and encodes 434 amino acids. NCBI's taxonomy places the organism in Eukaryota, Fungi, Basidiomycota, Exobasidiomycetes, Exobasidiales, Cryptobasidiaceae.